GCUGGCCGCGCAUUCCUAGCUCGGGUGCGGGGCGGCUGCCUGCGGGUGCCCGUCCCUGAGGAGCCAGCCAGCCCGCCCGCCGGCCCACGCGAGGCGCAGCGAGGGAGCCGCCCACCCCGUCGGCAUGGGCCCGCCAAGGCCCGCGCUGCUGCUGCUGCUGCUGGCGGCCGCCGGCGCCUGGGCGCAAGACGAGGUGCUGGAAAACGUCAGCCCCGGCUGCCCAAAAGGAGCAACUCGAUUCAAGCACCUCCGGAAGUAUGUGUACAACUAUGAGGCUGAGAGUUCCAGUGGUGUUCCUGGGGCCACUGAUGCAAGAAGUACCACCAGGAUCAACUGUAAGGUUGAACUGGAGGUGCCCCAACUGUGUAGCUUCAUCCUCAAGACGAGCCAGUGCGCGCUGAAGGAGGGGUAUGGCUUCAACGCUAGGGGGAAGCCGUUGCUGCACAAGACCAGCAACUCUGAGGAGUUUGCUGCUGCCAUGUCCAAGUACGAACUCAGGCUGGCCAUUCCUGAAGGGAAGCAAGUUUUACUUUACCCAGAGAAAGAGGAGCCUAAACAUAUCCUGAACAUCAAAAGGGGCAUCAUUUCUGCCCUCCUGGUUCCUCCAGAGACAGAAGAGGAUGAGCAAGUGUUGUUUCUGGAUACUGUGUAUGGAAACUGUUCCAGUGACUUAACUGUUAAAACAAAGAAGGCAAAUGUGGCAACAGGAAUCUCCAUCGAAAGAAACCUGGAGAAGUGUGAUCGCUUCAAGCCCAUUAGCACAGGAGUUAGCCCACUUGCUCUCAUCAAAGGCAUGAUCGGCCCCUUGUCAACUCUGAUUAGCAGCAACCAGUCCUGCCAGUACACUCUGGACCCCAAGAAGAAGCAUGUGUCAGAAGCCAUCUGUAAGGAGCAACACGUGUUCCUGCCUUUUUCCUACAAGAAUAAGUAUGGGAUGAUGGCACAGGUUACACAGACAUUGAAACUUGAAGAAACACCUAAGAUCAACAGCCGCUUCUUUGAUGAAGGUACCGAGGAGGUGGGUCUGGCCUUUGAGAUCACCAAAUCCACAUCACCCCCAAAGCAGGCCGAGGCCAUUGUGAAGACUCUCCAGGAACUGCAAACAUUACACGUCUCUGACCAGAAUGCCCAGAGAGCUAACCUCUUCAAUAAACUGGUUACUGAGCUGAGAGGCCUCAACAAUGAGGCAAUCACAUCCCUCUUGCCAAAGCUGAUCCAGGUGUCCAGCCCCGUCACCUUACAAGCUUUGAUUCAGUGUGGACAGCCCCAGUGUUACACUCACAUCCUCCAGUGGCUGAGAAGUGAGAAGGCCAACCCCCUUCUGACAGAUGUUGUGACCUACCUGGUGGCCCUGAUGCCAGAGCCCUCGGCCGAGAGGCUGCAGGAGAUCUUCAGCACAGCAAAGGAGCAGCAGAGCCGGACCACUUUAUAUGCUCUGGGUCACGUGGUCAACAACUAUCAUGAGACAAACCCUGUGGUGACCCAGGCCCUGCUGGACAUUGCUGAUUACCUGUUGGAACAGAUUCGCGAUGAUUGCACUGGGAAUGAAGAUCACACCUACUUGAUUCUGAGGGUCAUUGGAAAUACUGGCAGAACCAUGGAGACAGUAUCCCCAAGACUCACGUCUUCGAUCCUGAAAUGUAUCCAAAGUUCAGAGCCAUCACUGCUGAUUCAGAAGGCUGCCAUCCAGGCCCUGCGGAAAAUGGAACUUAAAGAUGAGGUCCGGGAAGUCCUUCUUCAGGUUUUCCUCAGUGAUGCCUCUCCAGGGGAUAAGCGACUGGCUGCCUAUCUCAUGCUGAUGAAGAGCCCUUCCCAGUCAGAUAUUAAUCAAAUUGUCCAGUUUCUCCCAUGGGAACAGAAUGAACAAGUGAAGAACUUUGUGGCUUCCCACAUCACCAACAUCUUAAACUCAGAAGAACUGUAUAUCAAAGACUUGAAAAGCUUAGUGGAAGAUGCUUUGAAAGGAUCUCAACUCCCAACCAUCAUGGACUUCACAAAAUUUUCCCGGAACUACCACCUCUCCAAAUCUGUUUCCCUUCCAUCACUUGACCCGGUCUCAGCCAAAAUUGAAGGAAAUCUUAUAUUUGAUCCAAAUAAUUACCUUCCUAAAGAAAGCAUGCUGAAAACAACCCUCACUGUCUUUGGAUUUGCUCCAGCGGACCUCUUUGAGAUUGGUUUGGAAGGAAAAGGCUUUGAGCCAACAUUGGAAGCUCUUUUUGGAAAGCAAGGAUUUUUCCCAGACAGUGUCAACAAGGCUUUGUACUGGGUGGAUGGCCAAGUUCCUGAUCAUGUCUCCAAGGUCUUGGUGGACCAUUUUGGCUAUACCAAAGGUGAUAAACAUGAGCAGGACAUGGUCAAUGGAAUUAUGCUCAAUAUUGAGAAACUGAUCAAAGAUUUGAAAUCCAGAGAAUUCCCAGAAGCCAGAGCCUACCUCCGCAUCCUGGGAGAGGAGCUUGGCUUUGUCAGGCUCCAUGACCUCCAGCUCCUGGGAAAGCUGCUGCUGAAUGGUGUUCGCACUCUGCAGGGGGUCCCCCAGAUGAUUGGAGAGGCCAUCAAGAAAGGUUUAAGGAGCGACUUGUUUCUUCACUACAUCUUCAUGGACAACGCCUUUGAACUCCCCACCGGACUUGGGUUACAACUGCAAAUCUCCUCCUCUGGAGUCAUCACUCCUGGAAUCAGGGGUGGAAUGAAGCUGGAAGUAGCCAGUAUGCAGGCAGAGCUGAUGGCAAAGCCCUCUGUGUCCGUGGAGUUUGUGACAAAUAUGGACAUCAUCAUCCCGGACUUUUCAAGGACGGGGAUCCAAAUGAACACCAACUUCUUCCACGAGACAGGCCUGGGUGUGCAAGUUGCCAUGAAAGCCGGGCAGCUGAAGUUCACAGUUCCGUCUCCUACGAGGCCAAUCAGGCUGUUCAGUGGCAGUAACACGUUGCAUUUGGUCUCUACCACCAAAACACAAGAGGUUCCACCUCUCACUGAGAACAGGCAGUCCUGGUCGACUUGCAAGCCUCUCUUUACUGGCCUGGACUACUGCACCUCGGGCUCUUACUCCAACGCCAGUUCCCCAGAAGCCACCUCCUACUGUCUGCUGCCCGGGGGCACCAGGUUUGCUCUGGAACUGAAGCCCACUGGAGAAGUAGAACAGUAUUCUGCCAGCGCAACCUACGAACUGCAGAGAGAGGGUGGAAUCUUGGUGGACACCCUGAAGUUUGUAACUCAGACCGAAGGUGUGAAGCAGUCUGAGGCUACUAUGAUGUUCAAAUAUAACCGGCAGAGUAUGACUUUGUCUAGUGAAAUCCAAAUUCCAGAUUUUGAUGUUGACCUUGGGACAGUCCUCAGAGUUCGUGAUGAAUCUGCUAUGGAAAAAAAGUCUUACAAGCUCACUUUGGACAUCCAGAACAAGAAAAUCACUGAGGUCACUCUUACCGGCCACAUAAGCUACGACAGAAGUGAAGAAGGCAAAAUCAAAGGUGUUAUUUCCAUACCCCGUCUGCAAGCAGAAGCCAGAAGUGAAAUCCUCACCCACUGGUCUCCCACAAAACUACUCUUCCAAAUGGACUCGUCUGCUACAGCUUAUGGCUCAACAAUUUCCAAGAAGCUGGCAUGGCGUUAUGAUGAAGAGAAGAUUGAGUUUGAAUGGAACACAGGCACCAACGUGGAUACCAAAAAAGCAGCUUCUAACUUCCCCCUGGAUCUCUCUGAUUAUCCUAAAAGCUUGCAUAUGUAUGCCAACAGUCUCUUGGAUCACAGAGUUCCUCAAACAGACAUGACUUUCCGGCACAUGGGUUCCAAAUUAAUAGUUGCAACAAAUGCAUGGCUACAGAAGGCAUCUGGGAGUCUUCCUUAUGCUCAGAACUUGCAAGAUCACCUCAGUGGCCUAAAAGAAUUGUACCUCCAGAAAAUGGGAUUGCCAAACUUCCACAUCCCAGAAAACCUCUUCUUGAAAAGUGAUGGCCGGGUCAAAUACACAUUGAACAAGAAUAGUGUGAAAAUCGAGAUUCCUUUGCCUUUUGGUGGCAAAUCCUCCAAAGAUCUAAAGAUGUUAGAGGCUAUUCGGACACCAGCCAUCAACUUCAAGUCGGUGGAAUUCUACCUGCCAUCUCAGGAAUUCCAAGUCCCCACUUUUACCAUUCCCAAGUCGUAUCAACUGCGAGUACCUCUCUUGGGUGUUCUAGACCUCUCUACGAGUAUCUACAGCAAUUUGUACAACUGGUCUGCCUCCUACAGUGGCGGCAACACCAGCACCAACCAUUUGAGGCUUCAGACUCAGUACUACAUGAAGGCUGACUCUGUGGUUGACUUGCUUUCCUACAGUGUGCAAGGAUCUGGAGAAACAACAUAUGACCACAAGAAUACAUUCACAUUGUCAUAUGAUGGGUCUCUACACCACAAAUUUCUGGAUUCAAAGAUGGUAUUCAGCCACACAGAAAAAAUUAGAAACAAUCCAGUCUCAAAAAGCUUGCUAACAUUUUAUGCUUCUAGUGCCUGGGGUCCUCAGAUGUCUGCUUCAGUACAUGUGGACUCAAAAAGGAAACAUCAUUUGUAUGUCAAGGAAGUCAAGAUCGAUGGGCAGCUCAGAGUCUCUUCAUUCCAUGCCAAAGGCACAUAUGAUCUAUCUUAUCAGAAGGAUUCUACCACUGGCCAGUUAAGUGGAGAGUCCAACCUGAGGUUUAACUCCUCCUACCUCCAGGGCACCAACCAGAUAACAGGAAGAUAUGAGGAUGGAAUUGUCUCCUUAACCUCCACCUCUAAUCUGCAAGGUGGCAUCAUUAAAAAUACUGCUUCCCUAAAAUAUGAGAACUAUGAGCUGACUAUGAAAUCUGACACAGAUGGGAAGUACGAGGACUUUGCCACUUCUAACAAAAUAGAUCUCACCUUCUCUGAGCAAAAUGCAUUGCUACGUUCUGAGUAUCAGGCUGAUUACAAGUCAUUGAGAUUCUUCACCCUACUUUCUGGAACACUCAAUUCCCAUGGCCUUGAAUUAAAUGCUGAUAUUUUGGGCACUGACAAAAGUAAUAGUGGUGUUCACAAAGCAACACUAAGGAUUACCCAAGAUGGAAUGUCUACCAGUGCAACGAGUAACUUGAGGUAUAGUCCACUGGUGCUGGAGAAUGAGCUGAAUGCGGCACUUGGCCCCUCUGGAGCAUCUGUGAGACUAACAACGAAUGGCCGCUUCAGGGAACACAAUGCAAAAUUCAGCCUAGAUGGAAAAGCUGCCCUCACAGAGGUGUCCUUGGGAAGUGUUUAUCAGGCCAUGAUUUUGGGUCUUGACAGCAAAAAUAUCUUUAACUUCAAAAUCAGCCAGGAGGGACUUAAGCUUUCAAAUGACAUGAUGGGCUCUUAUGCUGAAAUGAAGCUUGACCACACGAACAACCUGAACAUCGCAGGGUUGUCACUGGACUUCUCUUCAAAACUUGACAACAUUUAUAGCUCUGACAAGUUUUAUAAGCAAAAUUUUAACUUACAGCUACAGCCCUAUUCUCUUGUAACUACUUUAAACAAUGACCUGAAAUUCAGCGCUCUGGAUCUAACCAACAGUGGGAAAUUACGACUAGAGCCCCUGAAGCUGAAUGUGGGUGGGAACAUAAAAGGAGUCUACCAAAAUAAUGAAAUAAAACACAUCUACACCAUUUCUUAUGCUGACUUAUCCGCAAGUUGUAAGACAGACACCGUAGCUAAGGUGCAGGGUACAGAGUUCAGCCAUCGGCUCAACACAAACAUCGCUGGGCUGGCUUCAGCCAUUGACAUCAGUACAAACUACAAUUCUGACUCACUCCAUUUCAGCAACGUUUUUCACUCUGCAAUGGCGCCAUUUACAAUGACCAUCGACGCACAUACAAAUGGCAAUGGAAAACUGAGUUUCUGGGGAGAGCAUACUGGUCAGCUGUAUAGCAAAUUCCUGUUGAAAGCAGAACCUCUGGCCCUUACUGUCUCUCAUGAUUACAAAGGAUCCACAAAUCACCAUCUUCCAUUGAAGAGCAGCAUCAGUGCUUCUCUUGAUCACAAAGUCAGUGCCCUGCUCACUCCGGCUGAGCAGACAGCCACCUGGAAACUCAAGACCCAGCUGAACAAAAAUGAAUACAGCCAGGACUUCGAUGCUUACAAUACGAAAGACAAAGUUGGUGUGGAGCUUAGAGGACAAGCCCUGGUUGACUUUGCCAUGCUAGACUUCUCAAUUCAAGUGCCAUUUUUCCUCAGUGAACCCACCAACAUAAUCGAUGCUUUAGAGAUGAGGGAUGCUACUGACCAGCCUCAGGAAUUCACUGUUGUUGCUUUUGUAAAAUAUGAUAAGAAUCAAGAUGUUCACACCAUCAACCUCCCAUUCUUUAAAAUCUUGCCAGAAUAUUUUGAGAAGAAACGAAUGGUCAUUAUAAUGGCACUGGAAACCAUACAGAGAGAAUUGAAAGUCAUCAAUAUUGAUCAAUUUAUGACGAAAUACAGAGAAGCCUUGGACAAACUCCCACAGCAAGUUAAUGAUUAUCUGAAUGCAUUCAACUGGGAGAGUCAAGUUGCGAGUGCCAAGGAAAAACUAAGUGCUUUCACAAAAAAUUACAGAAUGACAGAAAAUGAUCUACAAAUUGCAUUGAACAAUACCAAAAUCAACCUCAAUGAAAAACUAUCUCAACUACAAACAUAUGUGAUACAAUUUGAUCAGUAUAUUAAAGAUAAUUAUGAUUUACGUGAUUUUAAAACAGCUAUUGCUGAGAUUAUUGAUCAAAUCAUUGAAAAAUUAAAAACUCUUGAUGAACAUUACCAUAUCCAUGAAAAUUUAGUAAAAACAAUCCAUGAUGUAUAUUUGUUUAUUGAAAAGAUUGAUUUUAACAGAAUUGGAAGUAGUCCUGCAUCUUGGAUUCAAAAUGCGGAUACUAGGUAUCAAAUCAGAAUCCAGAUGCAAGAAAAAUUGCAACAGCUCAAGACACAGAUUCAGAAUGUAGACAUGCGGCACCUUGCUGAACAGUUAAAACAACAGGUUGAGGCUAUGGAUGUUAGAGUUCUUUUACAUAAGUUGAGAACUACAAUUCCAUUUCAAAGAGUAAAAGAAAUUAUUGAGCACAUCAAAUACUAUGUUAUCCAUCUCAUGGAAGAUUUUGUAGUAGUUGACAAAAUCAAUGCUUUUGGAGCCAAGGUCCGUAAGUUAAUUAAGAUGUAUAAAAUAGACCAACACAUCCAGGUUUUAAUGGAUACAUCAGUACAGUUGGCCCAUAAAUAUCAGUUGAAGGAGACUGUUGAGAAGCUAAGUAGUGUCUUACAACAAGUUAACAUAAAAGAUCACUUUGAGAAAUUGGUUAGGCUUAUUGAUGAUGCUAUCAAGCAACUUAAAGCACUGUCUUUUAAAAAAAUCAUUGAAGAAGUAAACAGAUUCCUUGACAUGUUGAUAAAGAAAUUAAGGUCAUUUGAUUAUCACCAGUUUGUAGAUGAAACCAAUAACAAAAUCCGCGAAGUGACUCAGAGAAUCAAUGGUGAAAUCCAGGCCCUGGCACUUUCAGAGAAAGCUAUAGCACUAACACUGUUUGUGGAGGACAUCAAGGCCAUGGUCUCAGUCCAUCUGGAAAACACAAAGGACAUUCAAAUAACCUUAUUCUUUGAUUGGUUACAGGAGGCUUUAAGUGCAGUAUUUUUAACUUCCAUGAAAGCCAAAUUCCAAGAGACUCUCGAAGAUAUACGAGACAGAGUGUAUCAAAUGGACAUUCAGCAGGAAGUUCAGCGAUACCUGUCCCUGGUUGGCCAGGUUUACAGCACACUUGUCACUUAUAUUUCUGAUUGGUGGAGUCUCGCUGCUAAGAACCUUACUGACUUUGCAGAACAGUAUUCUCUCCAAGACUGGGCUGGAAACCUGAAAGCAUUGGUAGAACGAGGGUUCACUAUUCCUGAAAUCCAGACCAUCUUUGGGACCAUCCCUGCCUUUGAAGUCAGUCUCCGUGCUCUUCAGGAAGCUACAUAUCAGACUCCUGACAUCAUAGUCCCCCUGACAGAUUUGAAGAUUCCAUCAGUUCAGAUCAACUUCAAAAGUUUGAAGGAUAUAAAAAUCCCAUCCAGGUUUGCCACACCAGAGUUUACUGUCCUGAAUACAUUCCAUGUUCCUUCUUUUACCAUUGACUUGGUAGAAAUAAAAGUUAAGAUCAUCAGAACCAUUGACCAAAUGCUGUCCAGUGAGCUGCAGUGGCCAGUUCCGGAAAUACACCUGAGGGACCUGAAGGGGUUGGACACCAUUCUUGCUGGAAUCACUGUGCCAGACUUCUAUUUUCCAGAAAUUGCAAUUCCAGAAUUCAUAAUCCCAAAUCUUGAUUUAAAAAAUUAUCAAAUUCCUGACCUUCACAUACCAGAAUUUCAGCUUCCCCACCUGUCACACACAGUUGAAGUCCCUUCUUUUGGCAAGCUGCAUGGCAUUUUGAAAAUCCAAUCUCCCCUUUUCAUAUUAGAUGCAAAUGCCAACAUUCAGAAUGCAACUACUUCAGGGAACAAGGCGGAGAUUGCAGCUUCCAUCACUGCCAAAGGAGAGUCCAAAUUAGAAGUUCUCAAUUUUGAUUUUCAAGCCAAUGGACAGCUUUCAGACUCUAAUAUUAAUCCACUGGUUAUGAAGCAAUCCAUGAGGUUCUCCAGCAAGUACAUAAAAACAGAGCAUGAGAGUGAAGUGCUGUUUUUUGGAAAUGCUGUUGAGGGAAAAUCAAAUACAGUGGCGGGUUUACACACAGAAAAAAAUAUGCUGGAAUUUGGUAAUGGUGUGCUUGUCAGGAUAAACAAUCAGCUUACUUUGGACAGCAACACAAAGUACUUCCACAAAUUGAACAUCCCCAAAUUGGACUUCUCCAGCCAGGCUGAGCUGCGUAAUGAAAUCAAAACCCUGUUGGAAGCUGGGCACGUAGCAUGGACUUCUUCUGGAAUAGGGUCAUGGAAAUGGGCCCACCAGACAUUCUCAGAUGAAGGAGCACAUGAAUCACAAGUUAGCUUUACUGUGGAAGGACCCAUCACAUCCUUUGGAUUGUCUAAUAAGAUCAGUAGCAAGCAUCUAAGACUAAGCCAAAACUUGGUUUAUGAAUCUGGCUUCCUCGACUUUUCUAAAUUUGAAAUCCAGUCACAGGUUGAAUCCCAGUAUGUGGGCCGCAGUGUUCUAGCCGCUAAAGGCACAGCAUUGCUUGGAGAAAGGAAGGCAGAGAUAACUGGUAACCAUGACGCUCAUUUAAAUGGAAAAGUUAUUGGAACUUUGAAAAAUUCUCUUUUCUUUACAGCACAGCCAUUUGAGAUUACUGCAUCCACAAACAAUGAAGGGAAUUUGAAAGUUAGUUUUCCAUUAAAAUUGAUAGGGAAGGUAGACUUCCUGAAUAAUUAUGCACUGUUUUUGAGUCCUAGUGCCCAGCAAGCAAGCUGGCAAGCAAGUGCCAGGUUCAAUCAGUAUAAGUACCAUCAAAACUUCUCUGCUGGAAACAGUGAGAACAGCAUUGAGGUCCACGUAGGAAUAAAUGGAGAAGCCAAUCUGGAUUUUCUGAACAUUCCUCUAACAAUUCCUGAAAUGACUCUACCUUACACAGUGCUCACAACUCGUCAGGUGAAAGAUUUCUCCUUAUGGGAAAAAACAGGCUUGAAGGAAUUCUUGAAGACAACAAAGCAAUCGUUUGAUUUAAGUGUAAAGGCUCAGUAUAAGAAAAACAAAGACAAGCAUUCCAUCCCAAUCCCUUUUUAUGUAAAAGAUUUCCAGGCAGUGAGUACCCCAAACAAUAUUUUAAUUCCAGCCAUGGGCAAUAUUACCUAUGACUUUUCCUUUAAGUCAAGUGUCAUCACACUGAAUGCCAAUGCUGGACUUUAUAACCAGUCAGAUAUUGUUGCUCAUUUUGUUACUUCCUCUUCUUCCGUCACUGACACACUGGAGUACAAAUUAGAGGGCACCUCAAGUUUGACAAGGAAAAGAGACUUAAAGCUAGCCACAGCUUUGUCUCUGAGUAAUAAAUUCAUGGAAGGCAAUCAUGACAGUACUAUUAGUCUGACCAAGAAAAGCAUGGAAGCAUCAGUGACAACAUCUGCAAAAGUCCAAAUUCCCAUUUUGAAAAUGAAUUUCAAACAAGAACUUAAUGGAAAUACCAAGUCAAAGCCUACUAUCUCUUCAUCCAUUGAGUUAACAUAUGAUUUCAAUUCUCCCAAACUUUACUCUACUGCUACUGGGGCAGUUGACCACAAGCUCAUUUUAGAAAGCCUUACCUCUUACUUUUCUGUUGAGUCAUCUACCAAAGGAGAUAUCAAGGGUUCAGUCCUUUCACGGGAAUAUUCAGGAACUAUUGCCAGUGAGGCCAGCACUUAUUUGAAUUCCAAGAGUACUAGGUCUUUAGUGAAGCUGCAAGGGGCUUCCAAAGUCGAUGGUAUCUGGAACCUUGAAGUAAAAGAAAAUUUUGCUGGAGAAGCCACUAUCCGACGCAUCUAUGCCAUCUGGGAACACAAUACGAAAAACCAUUUACAGCUAGAGGGCUUGUUUUUAACAUCUGGAGAGCAUACAAGCAAAGCCACCCUGGAACUCUCCCCAUGGAAAAUGUCAGCCCUUGUUCAGGUCCGUGCAAGUCAGCCCAAUUCCCUCCUUGAUAUCAAUUACCUUGGCCAGGAUGUGUCCCUGAAUGCUAACUCUGAGCAUCAGAAGGUCAGCUGGAAAAGUGAGGUCCAGGUUCAUUCUGGGUUUUUCCAGAACAAUGUACACCUUUCCAAUGACCAAGAAGAAGCACGCCUUGACAUUGCAAGUUCCUUAAAAGUGUCUCUGUGGUUCCUCAAAGACAUUGCCCUACCAGUUUAUGACAAGAGCUUAUGGGACCUCCUAAAGCUAGAUGUAACCACCAGCAUUGAUAGAAAACAGUAUCUUCGUGCUUCGACUUCUCUCGUGUACACCAAAAACCCCAAUGGCUAUCAUUUCUCUGUCCCUGUGCAAGAAUUGGCUGAUAAAUUCAUUGUUCCCAGACUGAAAUUAAAUGGCCUAAGUUCAGGUCUUGUCAUACCUACAUUCCAAGUCCCAUUUACUGAUCUUCAGGUUCCAUCCUACACAUUUGAUUUCAGUGAAAUAAAAAUCUACAAGAAGCUAAGCACUUUGCCAUUUGCCCUCAGUAUACCAACACUACCCAAAGUGAAAUUCCCCAAAGUUGAUGUGUUAACAAAAUAUUCUGAACCAGAAGAUGCCUCAGUUCCCUUUUUUGAAAUAACUAUACCUGCAUCUCAGUUAACUGUGUCCCAAUUCACCCUUCCAAAAAGUAUUUCAGUUGGCAGUGCUGUUGAGUAUCUAAAUGAGGUGGCCAGCAAGAUUGCAGACUUUGAGUUGCCAACUAUUACCAUGCCUGAGCAGACUAUUGACAUUCCUUCCAUCAAGUUCUCUGUACCUGCUGGAAUUUUCAUACCCUCCUUUGGAGCACUGACUGCGCAUUUUGGAGUGGCCUCUCCCCUGUAUAAUGCUACUUGGAGCACUGGUUUGAAAAACAAAGUAGAAUACGUUGAAACAUUCCUGAAUUCCACGUGCAGUUCAACCAUUCAGUUCCUGGAAUAUGAUCUAAAUGUUGUGGGAACACACAAAAUUGAAGAUGGCGUGUUAUUCUAUAGGACAAAGGGAACAUUCGCACACCAUGACAUCAGUGCGGAAUAUAAAGAAGAUAACAAAUAUCGAGGACUUUGGGACUGGAAAGAAGACAUUCGUCUUGACAUCACCAGCCCAACAUUCACUGAUGUCCAUCUGCACUACCAACUAAAUAAGAAUAGCCUCUCCUCCUCAGUGUCCUCCCCAGCCAUAGGCACUGUGGCCUUGGACUUGGAAGGCAAUAACAAUACCUUAAAAUGGAACUUGUACUACCACCCUCAGUCGUCUCUGGAUAAAAAACUCAACAUAUUCAAAACUGAGUGGAGGUACCAGGAAUCUGAUGAUAAAAGUCAGAUCAAAGUCAGCUGGGAAGAAGAGGCAGUGUCUGAACUACUAAGCUCUCUCAAAGACAAUGUGCCCAAGGCCACCGGGGUCCUUUAUGACUAUGCCAACAAGUAUCACCAGGAGUACACAGGACUCAAUCUGAGAGAUGCUUCUUUAAAAUUGAGAAGAAGUCUGCAGAACAGUACUGAGUGGGCCUAUCAAAGCACCAUGAGGCAGACUGAUGAGGUAGAUAUGGGGCUCCAGAGGGUAGCCAGGGCCACCACUAGAACCUACCAGCAGUGGAAGGACAAAGCCCAGGAUCUGUACCAUGAACUGUUGGCUCAGGAGGGCCAAGCUGAUUUCCAGGGACUCCAGAAUAAGGUGUUUGACAGAUUAAUGGGAGUUACUCAGGAAUACAAAGACAAAGUCAGUCAUCAGGUUGACUCAUUGAUUGACUUCCUAAAGUUCACCAGAUUCCAGCUCCCAGGAAAAGCCGGGACAUACUCUAGAGAUGAACUCUUCACUAUGGUCAUGAGGGAAGUAGGGCAGGUGCUGUCACAGGUAUAUUCAAAAAUCCAUAGUGGGUUAGAAAUACUGUUUUCCUAUUUCCAAGACCUGAUGGAUAAAUCUGAGCUAAUCAAGGAUGUAGAGAUUAAAUUUCCUUUUAAUUCAGAGAGCUAUAAACUAAGAGAUGUUGUCUUGGAGUUUGGGAACCUGUUGAAAUCUUUAUCACAAAAGAUCCAGGAUGCACUUAAUAACCUUCAGUCUAUCAAGACUACAGAGAUGCUAAGUCAUCUUCAGAGAUAUUUAGAAAGAGCUUUCCAAGAGAUAGGAGAAGAAAUUCAACGCUUAAAGGGAAAGAAAUUUACUUAUCUCAUUAAUGAUAUUCAACACGUGAUCAAUAGAAUCUUCAAAAAAUAUAUUCCAACUGCUUUUACAUUCCUGAAAAUUAACUUUGACAAGUUUAAUGAACUUGUCCAAAACCAACUCCAGGAAGCUUCUCAACAGUUACAACAGCUCCAUCAGCUCAUAAAGGAUCUUCACAAAGAAUAUGUUGAUCCAACUGUGGUCAGCUGGACAUCAAGGUAUUAUGAACUUGAAGAAAAGAUCAUCAGCUUGAUCAAGAACCUAGUGGAUGUCCUUAUGGACUUCCAUUCCAAAUACACUAUCAGUACUGCUGGUUUGACUUCCCAACUCUCAAAUCAAGUUGAGCAGUUUGUGCAGAAAGAUAUCCAAGAAUACCUUAGCAUCCUUACUGAUGCAGAUGGAAAAGGGAAAGAGAAGAUUGCAGAGCUUUCUACCAGUGCUCAGGAAAUAAUUAAAAGCCAGGCCACUGCAAUGAAGGAAAUCAUUUCUGAUUACCACCAGCAGUUCAGAUAUAAACUACAGGAUUUUUCAGACCAACUCUCUGAUUACUAUGAAAAAUUCAUUACUGAGUCCAAAAGAUUGAUUGACCUGUCCACUCAAACAUACCACAUGUUUCUGAGAUAUAUCACUGAAUUACUUAAAGAGCUACAAUCGGCCACAGUCAAUAACAUGAUCCCCUCCAUAAAGGUUUCUCCAGGAGAAUUUACUAUCACCUUUUAAUUUCUUAUGCAAUUCUCAUUUAUUCUUCCAUUCCUAUUAAACUUUAAUAUAGUAGGGGGAAAACUCAAACUGUAUGUAUUAAUAUAACUAUACAGUGAGCCAGCCUCGUGGCAAGCAGCUGACUAUAAGCAGAAGCACACAUGAACUGGGUCUGCAUUGAAGCUGGCGUCAGAUCGCUAAAGGUCUCUGAACUCUGGGAAGUAACUUUUUUUUGCAAGUUAAAGAAAAUCAGUAUCUGAGUUAUUUUACUAAACUUGGGGGAGGGAAAACAAAUAAAUGAAUUCUUUAUUGUGUAUCAUA
Messenger RNA from Acinonyx jubatus (cheetah), 13744 nucleotides. It is a transcript of the gene APOB, whose product is annotated as apolipoprotein B. Gene Ontology annotation, cellular component: mature chylomicron; low-density lipoprotein particle; very-low-density lipoprotein particle. Gene Ontology annotation, biological process: cholesterol homeostasis; cholesterol transport; triglyceride mobilization. The coding region runs from base 125 to 13444 and encodes 4439 amino acids. NCBI's taxonomy places the organism in Eukaryota, Metazoa, Chordata, Mammalia, Carnivora, Felidae. Gene Ontology annotation, molecular function: cholesterol transfer activity; low-density lipoprotein particle receptor binding. The record is from RefSeq and is a predicted model, not a curated record. The transcript has 29 exons.